Molecule: messenger RNA, 610 nt
Organism: Anolis carolinensis (green anole)
Lineage: Eukaryota; Metazoa; Chordata; Lepidosauria; Squamata; Anolidae
Product: lens epithelium-derived growth factor-like
Exons: 1
Coding region: 138-572 (144 amino acids)
Source: RefSeq, a predicted model, not a curated record
GAAAAAAAAGAGAAACAUCAAUGGAUUCUAGACUUCAAAGGAUACAUUCAGAAAUCAAAAACUCACUCCAAAUUGAUCAUCUUAACAUAAAUAGAUGUAUUGAAGCUUUGGAUGAGCUUGCUUCUCUUUAAGUAACCAUGCAACAGGCUCAGAAGCAUGCUGAAAUGAUUUCAGCACUUAAGAAAAUAUGGAAGUUCAAAGUCAGCCAAGUUGUUAUGGAAAAAGCAACCAUGCUCCACAACAAAUUUAAGACUAUGUUUCUUGUGGGAGAAGGAGAUUCUGUUCUUUCUCAAGUGUUGAAUAAGUCAUUAGCUGAGCAGAAGCAGCAUGAGGAAGCAAACAAAACCAAAGAGCAGUGGACGAAGGCACCAAACAAGAAAACUGAGAAGGAGAGAGAGCAACCAGGCACAAAAGUAGUGAAUGGUGGUUCUGAUUCUCAAGAUGCAAACCAGCAGAAUGGAGACAGCACAGAGGAAAAGAGAGAGAAGCUUGAUGCUGGCAGUAAGAAAAAGAUGCCAAGUGAUGGUAGAGAACAAGAGAAGACGAAGGUUGCAACCUCUGAAAAUGAAUGAAUGCAGCCUACACUUUUGUAAAGUAUAGUAGAGUCUCA